Messenger RNA from Aspergillus alliaceus, 1357 nucleotides. Its product is annotated as wax synthase family protein. Lineage: Eukaryota; Fungi; Ascomycota; Eurotiomycetes; Eurotiales; Aspergillaceae. Bases 139 to 1341 code for a protein of 400 amino acids. The transcript is spliced from 2 exons. The record is from RefSeq and is a predicted model, not a curated record. Gene Ontology annotation, biological process: lipid metabolic process.
AGCUUACUUAGUUCCCCUUCCUAGUGAAGGAACAAGGCAGAUUUCUUUUGUUCGUUGUAUGUUGCUCCCAUCUCGCCAGAACCACUUUGAUACUCAACCCCCUUUCUAUCGUCGUGCCAGCUUCAGCUCAAGGCCAUAAUGUCUCUCAAUCCGAUCUCGUCAAUUGCCCUUCAAACCGCCGUGGUGGUGACUACAAUCGGAUUUACCCCAGCUCGGUCGAGUUUGCGGCCUGGUGCCCUGGUCCUCGUCGGUCUCUGUACCGGCCACUGUCUCUCAACGGCACUUCCGUGCUUCAUUCGCACACCCUGGGCCAGCCUCGCAGGCGGCUACUCGGUGAUGCUCUUGUUCCAUUAUGUUGAUAUCGCUUUGCUGACAGGAUGGGAAUUCCCGUCUGGCAAGCAUCCCAACACUAACCCCGUUAACUCGUUAUCACGAGGGGAUUCCUGGGUCGAUCGAUUGCGUUUUGGCAUCUGGGCGUCCUUCAACGCGCGAUGCAUUGGGACCUCCGAGCAAGUGCGCAACGUCCCGGCGUCUCGCGACCAGGACCGAGCUGCAUUCCUUUGUCGAACCGCUGGGUUCAUACUCCUCAGCUACGUCGGUCUUGAUAUCCUUGGGUCGAUGGGGGAUCCAGAGUUGGGGUCACGCUUUCUAGUCGCAUCUCGGGUGCCUUUCAUUCGACGCCUACCUGAGAUUACUGCGGAAGAGAUAGUAAUUCGGGUGUUUUCCACUAUCGCGGCUGGGAUCGGCCUUUUAUGCAGCCAGGGUGGUUUUUAUCAUCUGUUUGCAUUUACUAGUGUGCUUUUAAGAGUCAAUGAGCCGCGAGAUUGGCCUCCCUUCUACGGAUCGCUAUCGGAUGCGUAUAGUCUGCGAAGGCUAUGGGGUCAUGUCUGGCACCAGUCCAAUACUCACAAAUUCCGCGCCAUUGCCCGGUUUAUUGUCCAGGAUAUUUUUCGCCUGCCCAUGCGGAAAUCCGCGUCUCAAUAUGCAAAGGUCAUGAUGGUCUUUGCGGCCUCGGCCUUCAUGCACCUUCUCAUUGAUAUAUCGGCGGGGCUAUCAAUCUAUAGCUCCGGGGCCGUGCAAUUCUUCUGCACUCAAGCACUCGGCGUCUUUGUGGAAGACCUGGUAGUUAAUGCUUAUUGUGCUUUGCGAGGUGUUCCCCGUAAUCGAGCGGCGUCACGGGUAGAACGCGUCAUUGGAUUCCUCUGGGUGGGAAGUUUCCAAGCCUGGUCGCUGCCUGCGUAUCUGUAUCCAAUGUUGUAUCGAACUAACAUGGGUCUCGACGAUUCUGUGGCUCCAGUGAGCAUCAUUGGACUGCUGCGGUCAUUAAUCGCUGUUGCUUAACCGACCCUGCCGUUCC